GCCAAUUAUCUUCACUCCAAAAUAAAUCCACCACCACCACACCCUCUCUCCCUCUCUCUAUGGCUCUCACCGGCACCGGCGGCCGUAUCCUCUGCAACGCCGCCAUUCGCACGCCGUACUCCCACCUUCUCCGCCGCUCAUCUCCGCCGUGGCCACGAAGCUCCAAUUCCAAACUGUGGGCGACUCCCAAGAAGCUCUCUUCGCGGACCGGGAAAUUCGACGGCAAGAACCGCCGGAGCAGUCCCCUUCCGACAGAGGAACAAGAUGCGACGGCGGUAGAAGCCACUGAGAUUUCCUCCGGCGAGGGUGAUUUCGUAAUGCCGGAGCUCCCCGGAGAGAACCCCGAUUUCUGGGAAGGCCCUCAGUGGGACGCUUUUGGAUUCUUCAUUCAAUACCUUUGGGCUUUCGGAAUCGUCUUUGCGUUAAUCGCCUGCGGUAUUGCUGUGGCUACAUACAACGAAGGAGCAACGGAUUUCAAGGAAACUCCUGUAUACAAGGAAGCAAUUCAAUCUCGGGAUCUUCUAGAAGGGCCAGAAGCAUCCGACUCGGAUGUGUUCGAGUCAAAUCCAACCGAGGAAGCGCCUAGCUUGGAGUAGUAACGACCGGAUGCUUGAUUCUCGAGUCGUGAGAAAGCGUACGAUCAAGUUAAGUUAAGCCCACAAAUGCUUUAUCGCAAUAGUAAAUAGUUGGACUUACAUUUCGAGCUUUCUCGCAAGUAUAUUUUUAUAUUUAUUUGGUGGAGUCUAUGGUUUUUCGUGUUCUGGGUAGUUGUAAAAGUUUGAGACGUAAUGAAUGGGGUUUCGGUAAAUCACGAGUAAAGCUUCUAAGCAUGGA
Messenger RNA from Andrographis paniculata, 834 nucleotides. RefSeq lists its product as uncharacterized. Lineage: Eukaryota; Viridiplantae; Streptophyta; Magnoliopsida; Lamiales; Acanthaceae. The record is from RefSeq and is a predicted model, not a curated record. The transcript has 2 exons. The coding region runs from base 60 to 596 and encodes 178 amino acids.